CUUCCCAAGUAGAUAUCCCCCCUCUCACUUUGACGCCUUGACACAUUUCCAUCUCAUCCCUUCUCCAUCAACACGGACAAGACCAUUUCAUCCCUCUUUCAUUACCCGCUGAAUCUCGUUUAUUGUCUUUUUCUUUGCUUUCUCUUUCGAUUUUGCAGCUCGGCAGAUCGGACCGUGGCUAACCCUCAUUCUCGCGUCCCCCGCUGUUGUAUUGUAUGUAUAAUGGCUACCGCAGACAUGCCUGAUCCAUCGGAUAGCGACUAUGACUCUUCGGACCUGGAGUUCGAUAUGCCCGCCGCGUUCGCGGACCGAGCAUUUGGUCAAGCGUCCAUUGAUGCCAUGGAUGCCAAUAGGCAUACUCUGCGUGUCUCCACCAAGAGAGCGAUCAAGACACUGCAAUUUCGAGAUGGGACUUCUCCAGGUAGUUUAAGGCAUAGCGCUCUCUGGAAACGCCGCUUCAAUUAUUUUCGGGAGCACGUACUGAAGCAAUGGCCCAAAAAACCGUUCUCGGCUCCCUGGAUGUGA
This is a messenger RNA of Periconia digitata, 525 nucleotides long. Lineage: Eukaryota; Fungi; Ascomycota; Dothideomycetes; Pleosporales; Periconiaceae. The record is from the annotation of a GenBank genome assembly.